Messenger RNA from Serendipita indica DSM 11827, 777 nucleotides. NCBI's taxonomy places the organism in Eukaryota, Fungi, Basidiomycota, Agaricomycetes, Sebacinales, Serendipitaceae. The record is from the annotation of a GenBank genome assembly.
AUGGCCUCGUUAAACUUUGCGUCCUCGCAAGACGUCCCGGACGUAUCGUCACCAACGCCGCUUGCUUCAUGUCAACCUGCCGUGGCAAACUUUAUUGGAGGCAAACCCCCCUAUAUCCUUCGAAUCUCUAAUCAUAUCUCAGCAAAUGGCACGGUUGUUCUGCAUCAAUACCAGAACCUCUCCUCCAGCCCCUACCAAUGGACCGUAGAAGAGCAACCAAAUACAGAGGUCCGUCUCAAUAUCACGGAUUCUCAGGGUGCCACCACUCUGUCUAGCGGGUACUAUACUGUCCGGGCAAGCAACGAGACGAGCUGUCUAGCCAAAGGAGAUGAGGGGGGCCCGGAGACCCGUAAUAUAUUCCUAGGCUCAGUGAGGGCCCAAACUAUCUUCAUAGCGGCGUGGGUUUGCUUCGGCGCGCUGGUCCUGAUAUUCACGACCUGGUGGUGCAUCCGCUCUCGUCGCAUAUCAAAACGUACAGCUUCGGACAAUGAGAGUGUAUAUGCUGGAUUUCUCGACAAUACACCGGAUAGGAUCGAGGGUAGAAGGAGCCUCGAAUCAAUACGAGGGGCUAGGGGGUUUGCGUAUUAUUGCCGUUCCCUCUUGUCUCGCGGGUCAUCAACAGCACGAAGAAGCGUUCUCAGAACACCAGGUCCUCCUCCUGGCUCGCCACCAACCACAAUCUACAGCAUGCCGCCGCCAGACUACGAAUCGCUCUCCCCUAUUGCUGUAGUUCCACCGGCAUUCGAAGGUAUCCCUCGCGACAUAGAGAAACUAUAG